AUGGCGUCAGACCCAGCGUACCAGACAACUGAGGGGCUUCCUAAUCAAACACUAUACAUUUCGAAUCUGGAUGAUAAAGUCCAUGUGAACGAGCUUACAAAGCUUCUAUUCGAGUUGUUUGUGCCAUACGGCGAAAUAGUGGAUAUACAAGUCCGUCGAACCAAGAAAAUGCGGGGGCAGGCUUUCGUCUCAUUUAGCGAGAUAUCUGGAGCUAUCGCAGCUUUAAAGGGUGCCAACGAGCGGCUAUUCAUGAAUCGCCCGUUGAAGGUUGCUUAUGCGCGAAAACAGUCGUACAAAGCGAUGAAACCUGCGGAGUGUUACCGGCUGCUGACGUCAGCACGGUCAGUUCCAACAGAACCACAAGUUGUAGAAGACACUGUGGAAGCUGGUGAUGAUGUCGGUGGAAGACACACCUUGUUUGUAGAAAACAUGCACCCGGAUAUGAACAAGCUGGCGGUCGAGAUUCUAUUCAAGCAGUAUCCCGGCUACAAGGACACGCGAUUUGUGGAAGGGAAAUGUGUCGCUUUUGUCGAUUUCGCUACCGCAUAUCAGGGCGAAGUUGCUCUGCAAGGAUUACAAGGAUUCCGAGUAUCACACGGCCACGAACUGCGCAUAUCGUUUGCUAAGUAG
This is a messenger RNA of Babesia sp. Xinjiang, 630 nucleotides long. It is a transcript of the gene snf, whose product is annotated as U1 small nuclear ribonucleoprotein A. Gene Ontology annotation, biological process: mRNA splicing, via spliceosome. The record is from RefSeq and is a predicted model, not a curated record. Bases 1 to 630 code for a protein of 209 amino acids. The transcript is spliced from 2 exons. Lineage: Eukaryota; Apicomplexa; Aconoidasida; Piroplasmida; Babesiidae. Gene Ontology annotation, molecular function: U1 snRNA binding. Gene Ontology annotation, cellular component: U1 snRNP.